Messenger RNA from Microthlaspi erraticum, 1569 nucleotides. NCBI's taxonomy places the organism in Eukaryota, Viridiplantae, Streptophyta, Magnoliopsida, Brassicales, Brassicaceae. The record is from the annotation of a GenBank genome assembly.
AUGGCAAUUUCUAAAGCUCUCUACUCAAUAGCCAUUCUUGUCAUUUUCUUUGUCGUUUCGAGUAGCCAAACUGUCUGCAAUCCACAAUGCAAGGCUAAAGAACCCUUCAACUGUGACGAUACUCUUUUCUUCAACCGAGCUGGAUUUCCAAAGAAUUUCACUUUUGGUGCGGCUACUUCUGCAUAUCAGAUUGAAGGUGCUGCACAUAGAGCUUUUAAUGGAUGGGACUAUUUCACUCAUAGAUAUCCAGAAAAAGUUCCUGAUAAAACUACAGGAGACCUUGCUUGUGAUUCGUAUAAUCUUUACAAGGAGGAUGUCGCAUUACUAGUAAAACUGAAGGUUCAAGCAUACCGAUUCUCAGUUGCAUGGUCAAGGGUCUUACCAAAGGGAACACUCGCUGGAGGAGUGGACGAAAAUGGUAUAACAUACUACAGCAAUCUCAUCAACGAGUUAAAAGCGAAUGGCAUAGAACCAUAUGUCACUAUCUUUCAUUGGGAUGUUCCCCAAGCUUUAGAAGACGCAUACGGAGGGUUCCUACACUCACGUAUAGUGGAGGAUUACACAAACUAUGCAGAGCUUCUAUUCCAAAGAUUGGGAGACAGAGUCAAAUUUUGGAUCACUUUCAACCAGCCUUACACUUUCGCAACCAGAGGUUAUGCAGAUGGAGGGCAUGCACCGGGACGGUGCACUGGCUGUGAACUUGGAGGAAAUUCUGGAACCGAACCUUAUAUAGUUGGACAUAACGAACUUCUAGCUCAUGCGAAAACUGUAGCUCUAUACCGAAGUAAAUAUAAGGUAACUCAAGGUGGUAAGAUAGCAAUAACCUUGAUCGGAAGAUGGUUCGUGCCAUUAAACGAAACUAGCGAGCAGGACAAGGCUGCUGCAAAACGACAAGUCGAUUUUAUCGUUGGAUGGUUCUUGGAUCCACUGGUGUAUGGAGACUAUCCAAAGAUAAUGAAAGAGUUGGUUGGAGAUAGAUUGCCAAUAUUCACACCCGAACAAUCAGAUUUAGUUAAAGGAUCACUUGAUUUUCUAGGGUUGAACUAUUACUUUACACAAUAUGCGUCCAAUAUACCUAAUUUUACUAUUCCGACAAACCGUAGUUCCUUAACCGAUCCACAAACUACUAUUGGAUUUUAUCGCAAUGGAAUUCCUGUUGGCGUUCAGGAUCCUGCUUUCGUGUAUUAUCCUCCAGGAUUCCGUAUGAUUCUAAAUUAUAUCAAAGACAACUACAAAAACCCACUUACCUACAUCACCGAACAGGGAGCUGCUGAUUUUGGAAACGUGACGCUUGCAGUUGCUCUUGCCGACAACAAACGGAUUCAAAGCCAUUGCAGCCAUCUUGCAUGUCUCAAAUGUGCCAUAGAGGAUGGAUGCAACGUAGCAGGAUACUUUGCAUGGUCAUCGAUGGACAAUUACGAAUUUGGAAAUGGUUUCUUUAUCCGAUUUGGUAUGAAUUGGGUCAACUUCACUAAUCCUAGCGAUCGAAGGCAAAAGGCAUCUGGCAGAUGGUACGCCAGAUUCAUAUCUUACUGUGAUAGUGUGAUGGGUCAUUUGUGUGAGAUGUAG